CAACAUAUCUUGGACCACCAUCUAAAAUACGCCAACCUGAAUUUCUUAAAACUUUAGAACAUCCUAAAGGAUUAGAACUUGAUAUCUCCUACUAUGAUCAUGGCUUUGCAAUCGAAAUACAAGGUGUACAAUAUGAAAAAUAUCAUGAAUUCUUUCAUGAAGGAGAUCCCAAUAAUUUUAUUAAGCAGCAAGAGCGGGAUCAGCUUAAGAAAAAAUUAUGUGGAGAAAAUGGUAUAUAUCUCUUUUAUAUAUACCAUAAUGAUAAAGAUCCUGAGAAGAUUAUUCAACAAGAACUAUAUGCAUUAGGACUUAUUAACUAA
Molecule: messenger RNA, 320 nt
Organism: Funneliformis geosporum
Lineage: Eukaryota; Fungi; Glomeromycota; Glomeromycetes; Glomerales; Glomeraceae
Source: the annotation of a GenBank genome assembly